Messenger RNA from Nestor notabilis (Kea), 1611 nucleotides. RefSeq names its product myb-binding protein 1A-like protein. Gene Ontology annotation, biological process: regulation of DNA-templated transcription. The annotation marks the transcript as partial. Gene Ontology annotation, molecular function: RNA binding; transcription factor binding; transcription corepressor activity. Gene Ontology annotation, cellular component: nucleolus. The record is from RefSeq and is a predicted model, not a curated record. The transcript has 10 exons. Lineage: Eukaryota; Metazoa; Chordata; Aves; Psittaciformes; Psittacidae.
GCAGCAGAUGAGAGUGAUGAAGAGCUGGAUGAUGAGGCUAUGAUGGCUCUUGACAAGAACAUCUCAGCCCUUUUUGCAGAGCAGCAGAAACGCGUCCAGGCAAAGAAGGAUGAGAAGGACAGGAUUCGGAAGGAGAAGAUCCUACGGAGGGAUUUCAAGAUCAAGGUGCUGGAUCUGAUAGAAGCAUUCCUGACUAAGCAGUCAGAGAACCCCUUGGUGUUUGACAUCAUCGAGCCCCUGCUUCGGGUGAUUGAACAGUGCAUGAGCACAGACUCUGACAAGCAGGAGGCUGACUUCCUCAAGAAAACAGCCAAUAUCUUCAGGAACUCCCUGUGCCGAAUGAAGCAGUACUGCAAGAGAGUGGAUGCCCUGCAAGAGGAUUUGCAUGCUUUUGUGGAGAGGCUUGUGAAGAAAGCCUCCAAGCACACUGACUCUUCAGUUGCUCUCUAUUAUUUCAGUGCCUCUUUAUACCUGCUCAAAGUGUUGAAAGGAAACACGUCUGAUAAGUCGUCAACUCCUACCCCUCUGCCAGAGAAACAAAACAACAGCAUCCCACAGGCUUCUCAGCUUUUGAGCACAGGUUGUUUGGAUAUGGAGAGGGUGACUGCAGUUUAUCAGCAAGCACUGACACAAUUCCUGAGUAAACGGAACAGUGCCCUUACAAGCUCCAUGUUCCAUGAUCUCUUCACACGCUUCCCGAUCAUGUGUAAGCCAUUAGUAGAUACUCUUGUCAAGUCUAUCACAGCGGGAGCCAGGCAACAUCAGCAGGCCCAGGCCUGUUUGCUUCUCCGGAAUGUUCUGCUGCUUCGUGAACUGAAGCUCUUCAUGACAGAGGAGGAGUGGGAGGAAUUGAUAAGAGAAAGCAUCAGCCAAGUGACAAAGAGUUUGAAGAUGGUUGGCAAGUGUAUCCUGAAGGCUGAGAAAGAGAAACUUGCCAAGAGCUUCGAGCUGUUAAACUUUCUCCUCAAAACUGUGACAGAGGAGCAUCUGCACGUGAAGCUGACUGAGGUGGAAAAAGUGCUGUUAGGUCUGAACCAGCCAGAAGGCAUUGGGAAUUCUGCACGUCUUGAUUCUCUCUACUGGAAUGUCAUGCGUUGGCUGAAUUACACGAAGCCCAAGAAAGACAAGACAGCCAAUAAGCCUGAGCAGGAAGCAGGGUCGUUUAAAAGGAAGAAGAAAGGCUUCUUGCCAGAGACCAAGAAACGCAAGAAUCGCAAGAAAGGCAUCCAGGAGAAUGGGGUAGCACCAGCAGCCAGUGAAGGUGGAGAACCAGGAGCCCCAGAAGAGCAGCCCCUGGGAACAGAAACCCCCAAGCAGAAGAAAGGCCUCAUGCCUGGUGGCAGCAAACACAAGAAUCAGAACAGAGGGGUCAGGGAGAACGGAGUAGCAACAGCGGGCAGUGGGGAGGCUGCUGUUAAUGGAGGAGAUGCUGUGGCUCACAAGAAGAAAAAGAAUAUGAACAGAAAAAGGAAAGGUGAUGGCAGCAAUGAAGCCAAGCAGGUUCCAGCUGCAAAGAAAACCAAGGGGAGUGUCAGCCAGGAGCCCCUGCAGAAGCAGAGCAAAGCCAAGAAGAAAAAAAAAGAGAAAAAGGCUCCAGUGCUGCAGGACUAA